Aspergillus ruber CBS 135680 is the source of this 5535-nucleotide messenger RNA. Its product is annotated as HECT-type E3 ubiquitin transferase UFD4. Gene Ontology annotation, molecular function: ubiquitin protein ligase activity. Gene Ontology annotation, biological process: proteasome-mediated ubiquitin-dependent protein catabolic process; protein polyubiquitination. Gene Ontology annotation, cellular component: nuclear speck. The record is from RefSeq and is a predicted model, not a curated record. Lineage: Eukaryota; Fungi; Ascomycota; Eurotiomycetes; Eurotiales; Aspergillaceae. The transcript has 5 exons. The coding region runs from base 1 to 5535 and encodes 1844 amino acids.
AUGUCCUCCAGAGUCACUCGCUCAGCAGCGAGAGUUGCCGCAGAGUCUCCCCAGUCCAUUAGUCACGGUCCGUCGCCCUCGAACCUCGCCGCUGGUUCGGCCCAGCCUCGUUCCCGCAAGCGUAAGGCCCAUACUUGCCUUGAUUCGUCUUUGGAUAUCCCAACACAACCGAAAUCUUCUUCGCCGCCCAGGAGACAAAAGCGACAGCGACUCGGUGCUUCUCCCCAGACAGCUCCUGCCCCCGCCCCCGCUGUCACACGUCGUGGUAAUCGGAACCGUCCGGCAAUGUCACAACCAGGUCCGUCCUCACGACCUACGGAGGAAGCUCCGAAGAUCCCGUCCCCUCCAACAAACAGACGAAAGUCUAGCAAGCAUGCCAAGGUCUCGCAAGCAGAUCGACUUGCAACGACACAGUCUCCACCUCCGAAUCGACACAAGAAGCGCUCGGGCAGAACCAACCAGGAUCUUAUUAUGAAAGACGCCGAAGAGAAAAUAGAGAGCCCAGAGCAGGAAGAAGAUGACGAAGAGGACGAGGAUAUGGAUGACCACGAGUCUUCGCCGCCCAGCGACAGCAACGAUGGCACGAAUCCUUCUGCUUUCGAUGACGAUGACGGAGACCCGUUCGGCAGCGCCAUUUUCGGUUCUCGUGGUCCUUUGGGACUUCAAAGUACGCUCCGUGCGCUCAGUGGUAUGAUGUCGGGGAUGACCUCACGGCUGCGGGAAAUUCUCUGCAACUUACGAAUGAAAGAAGACCCCUCCAUCCAGUUGAUUGCUCUGCAGGAGCUAUCUGACCUCCUCCUUGUCUCCAACGAGGACAAUCUGGCCGGGGCCUUCGCUCCCGAUCCCUACGUCAAGGAACUCGUUGCAUUGAUGCAACCUAGUGACUUUGGCGAGGAGAACCCGGAGAUCAUGCUGCUUGCUUGCCGCUGCCUGGCGAACUUGAUGGAAGCCCUGCAGGGCUCAGUCGCCAAUGUGGUAUAUGGUGGUGCUGUGCCCAUUUUGUGUCAGAAACUCUUGGAUAUUCAAUUCAUCGAUUUGGCUGAGCAAGCUCUUAGUACUCUCUCCAAAAUUUCAGUCGACUUUCCUGGCUCCAUCGUGCGGGAAGGUGGUUUGACGGCCUGCCUGACCUACCUUGAUUUCUUCCCAACUAGCACACAACGUACGGCUGUGACCACCGCCGCAAACUGUUGCCGAAAUCUUCCUACAGAUUCAUUCCCAGUUGUCCGUGAUGUGAUGCCAACCCUUCUCAAUGUUCUUUCAAGCAAUGAUCCUAAGGUGGUUGAACAAGGGUGUCUCUGUGUGUCUCGGAUCGUGGAGAGCUUCAAGCAUAAGCCGGGAAAGUUAGAAGAGCUCAUUGAGCCCGCCAUGCUCAAAGCUGUACUUCGUCUUCUGUUGCCCGGAACCACCAAUUUAAUUGGACCACACAUCCAUACACAGUUCCUCCGGGUUCUCGCCAUCACCUGCAAGGUCAGCCCUCGUUUGUCUGCGGAGCUCCUCCGGAUGGACGUGGUCGACACGCUGUAUCAGAUCUUGACCGGUGUUUCACCCCCACAGUUAGACAAGUCGUCUGUGAGAAUGGACGGGGUUCUUGUCAUGCAGGCAUUGAUCCAUCGUCCUCGGGAACAAGUUUUUGAAACUCUUAAUGUCAUCUGCGAGCUUCUACCUGGAGUACCGGUCAGUCAAUCAAGCGAGGAAGAUGGCGUGUUGAGCACAUAUUUUGAAACCAACAUGACUCUCGGAUCCCACUCACCCAAGACGAAGGAAUCCGCCAAGAAGCGGCGAUCCUUGUUGAUGGAAUGCAAAGCCCAACUUAAACGUUUUGCUAUGAUUUUGCUUCCCACAUUGACUGACGCAUUUUCGAGCACGGUCAACUUGGGUGUCCGGCAGAAAGUUCUCGUUGCGCAGCUCAAAAUGCUCCACAACUUGGACGUUGCCUUGAUCGAAGACGCCCUACGCACCGUUCCCUAUGCAUCAUUCCUCGGAGCGAUUCUGUCACAGAAGGAUCAUCCGUCCUUGGUGUCGCUAGCACUACGAUGUGCUGAACUUCUGUUCCAGCGGUUGGAACAUGUCUAUCAAUAUCAGUUCCACCGCGAGGGUGUUAUCUCGGAAAUUGUCAAGUUAUCCGAGGAAUCUCUGUCCACUGAGCAAAAUAAGCAAUUGCAGGGGUCGCCAUCUACGAGCACGGUGGAUGAUGCUCGGUCGACAAGCGGAGAUGAAACUGCGGAUGAUAACCCCACAUCUGAUAUCGAGGGCCAAGAGGGGGAUGAGGACGAAGACGGUGAUGAAGACAAUGAAAAUGAUGACGAGGAUGACGACCAGGAUGGCUAUCAAGACGACGGCGACGUCUCAGUGUCAAACAGUUUGACCUUCGACACUAGGAUAUCUGUCAAAAUUGAUACUAUGCUGCAAGAUCUCGUCGUCCGUGAUGCCCGUGCCUUCGUUGAAAUGUACGAAGCUAGUGAAGGCAAGGACAUGCGGAAUAAGGCUCUAGAGAUCCUCGAUCAGUUACAGGCCCUCGCGGCAGACAUCAAGGCCUCCUACAAGGACACUGCUGGGGGCAGUAACGGUCUUCGGCUCUUCAAGAAGCUUGCGUCUUAUUUCGACGGAGACGCCCUGCAAAGUAUCACCAGCUCGGAAUUACUCAAUUCGGGCGUCAUUAAUGUCCUUCUGGACGUUUUUGGCGAUUUCCAAUCUCCACCAACGCGUGAGGCUCGUACCGCUUUCCUGCAAGCGUUCAUGGGAACGGCCAUCUCAGAAAAGGCGCAAAGCCAAAGCACCGCUACCACACCGUUUAGUGUACUGAUCAAUAAGUUACAAGACUUGCUCAGCCGGACUGAGCAUUUCGAGGUCAUGACGGUCAACCAAAAUUCGCUUGAGAACUCGCGAAGCAACGCCAUCCACAUGCUCGGAAAACAGAUUAGACUUAAGCUCGUCGCCGAUGAGGAUUCUGACAUCCCCCGCACCUACAAAAACAUCAUGGUGUCCAUUCACGCCAUUGCUACCUUCAAAUCUCUCGACGAUUUCCUUCAUCCGAGAAUCAGCCUGGCAGAUCGACCGCGUGCCUCUAAUGGUCGUGACACACUUUUGUCCCAGCUUGCUAAUGCUGCACGGCUUCGUGAACAACUCACUGGGAACAGUGAUAGGUCAAGCGGAAGUGGUAAUGAUUCUCCUCGUUCUUCAUCCGCGGCAGCUCAUCUGUCAUCGCGGCCUAAUGAGCUUAGUGGUAAUGAUCUUCCGUCUACUGAGGAACCUCAACGUGCAAAGCCCAGACGUUCUGGGCGACAUCAGCAAGCCCAUGGCAAGGAAGAAGAAGAAGAAGAAGAAGAAGAGGAAGAAAAAGAAGAAGAAGAAGAAGAAGCACAACACGAAGAGCCCCUCGAGUGUGCUGACGCGAGACAAGUGAGCGACGGAGAAGAGGAUGGGGACGAGGAUGGUGACGGUGCUGAUGCGCUGAAUGCUAUUGUCGAUGAUAUGGAUGAUGAUGAUGAUGAGCCUGAAAAUCACGGCCAUGAUCCAUCCGCUGUCAACAUGGAGGUGGCAUCUACAGGCAAGGUAACGGCUAGAAAAGAAGAUGGAACUCGUGUGUCCACUCCAUCUCAGUCUACUCCUGUGUCCAAGUCAUCGUCAUCUCGUCCUGCGCAGACGUCGUCUGCUAGUCAAUCACUAGCCAUGGCCGGUCGUCCAUCCUCUUACGCCGCUGCUAUUGCUUCCCCGUCCCAGGACUGGCACAUUGAGUUCAGCAUUGACGGAAAGCCGCUCUCAAACGAGACAACCAUUUACCGCGCUGUUCACCACGACCGUGAAAAUGUUGAUGUCAGCUCAAGGAAUGUUUGGUCGGCUAUUCACACGAUCAAGUUUAAGCGGGUGCCAGGGCCACCACCUCCAGAGCCGUCAACCGCUGCUUCGGGCUUGACCGAAUCUAUCGUGGCAGACAACGAAAUGCCUCGGUCACUCAACAAGAAUCCCACGACAGCCUCGAUCCUUCGACUACUCGGGUCUCUGCACGAAAUGAACGCCGCGCUGGAUGAUAUUCUGGCUGAGAUCAAGGAUACCAUGGCAAUCAAACCGGAGCCCUUGGCACAGUUUAUCAACACAAAGCUCACGGCCAAGCUGAACCGGCAACUAGAGGAACCUUUGAUCGUGGCGAGCAGCUGCCUUCCCAGCUGGAGCGAAGAUCUAGCUCGUCUAUUCCCGUUCCUGUUCCCGUUUGAGACACGGCAUCUCUUCCUUCAAUCAACUGCGUUUGGGUACUCGCGCGCGAUGUUGAGGUGGCAAAGCUCGCAUGGGGAUGACAAUCGUCAUGAUCGGCCAGAUGAUCGGCCAUUCCUGGGCCGACUUCAGCGACAGAAGGUGCGGAUCUCGCGGUCUCGGAUUCUCGAGUCUGCCAUGAAGGUCAUGGAGCUGUACGGCUCUUCGCCUAGUAUUCUCGAGAUUGAAUACUUUGAGGAAGUGGGCACUGGAUUGGGACCCACGUUGGAGUUCUACUCGACGAUCUCGAAGGAAUUUUCCAAGAAGAAGCUCAAGAUAUGGCGGGAGAAUGAUUGCAACCAUGGUGAUGGGUACGCCUUUGGUAAACGUGGACUGUUUCCUGCGCCCAUGAGUGAUGCGCAGGCAGCUCGGGAGUCUGGCAAGAAACAGCUGCAACUGUUUAAAAUUCUCGGUAAAUUCGUUGCCCGCUCGAUGCUCGAUUCCCGGAUCAUCGAUGUCUUCUUCAACCCGGCAUUCUUCCGAAUUGCCGACAGUUCAUCAUCGGUGACGCCAUCGCUUGGUACCGUGAAGGCUGUUGACCACGAUCUUGCCAAUUCUCUGAUGCUCUUGAAACGCUUCGCAGUCGCCAAGAAGGCUGUUGAGGAUAAGGGUCUAUCGGCAUCAGACAAGGCUCAAGCGCUGCAGCAAGUCGAGAUUGAUGGUGUCAAGGUGGAUGACCUGGGCUUGGAUUUCACCCUGCCCGGUUACCCAUCCAUCGACUUGAUCAAGGACGGAUCCAACACCUCGGUGACGAUUGAUAAUGUCGAUGUUUAUGUGGAUCGGGUUGUCGACAUGACGCUGGGCUCCGGUGUCCGUCUUCAAGUGGAAGCCUUCCGGGCAGGAUUCUCACAAGUAUUCGCCUACUCGUCGCUGAAGACCUUUACGCCAAGCGAGUUGGUGAUUUUGUUCGGCCAGUCAGAGGAGGACUGGUCUAUUGAGACUCUUAUGGAUUCGAUUAAGGCAGAUCAUGGUUUCAACAUGGACAGCCGGAGUGUACGGAACCUGCUGCAAACGAUGAGCGAGUUCGAUUUGCAGCAACGACGGGACUUUUUGCAGUUUGUCACUGGAAGUCCAAAACUUCCGAUUGGCGGCUUCAAGAGUUUAACACCGAUUUUCACGGUUGUCUGCCGUCCCAGCGAGCACCCAUACACGCCUGACGACUAUCUUCCCAGCGUCAUGACCUGUGUUAACUACCUCAAGCUACCCGAUUACAGCAGUCUGGAUGUCCUUCGGGAGCGACUUUCAGUUGCGAUCAAGGAAGGACAAGGUGCAUUCCAUCUUUCUUGA